AUGUCUGAGAAGACGGAAAAAGCUCAAACGCCCAUGUUCAGCGAGGAAUUCUCGCUCACAUUGCCGUCCAUCAAUCCGCCCGAUACGCGAGAGAGUUUGGUGUCACUUCACAAUAGUCAUCAAGCUGUUUUUGAUGAUGAAGAUCCGGUUGAGGAUAAACAUGUGCCGGAGAAAUCGAAUAUUGCUCCAUCUCGUCCUUCGCCUAUUGAGAAGCGUUUGCUAAGUCUAAGUGAUGCCGAGGAGCUCUUGGAUUUAUUUAGGUCCAAGGCAGCAUUCUUUCCGUUUGUAGAUAUUCCGGAAGAAGCCACUAUUCCGUCACUUUCCAGGACAUCUCCUUUCCUGCUUCUGGCCAUUUUGACGAGUUCCUCAACUCGUAACCCAAAGUUGUAUCCACAACUUGACCAUGAAUUCAGGCGAGUUCUGAGUUCCAAGGUUAUCAUGGAGGGGAAGAAGAGUCUGGGGUUCUUGCAGGGAUUGUUGAUAUACAUUGCCUGGUCAGUGGAGACAUCAAUAUACCUGAAAAAAUAACUGACAUUAAUUAUCAGGUACCCAAUCUUCAUAACUCCAAAGAACAAUCAAUCAUUCAUGUAUUUGAACCUAGCCAUCAGUCUUGUGACCGACCUUGGACUGGACCAAGAAUCUCUCAAUCUCAAAAGCUUCACCGUUUUCGACAUGACCGGUCUCUGUGAGGGAGGAAAAUGGACAAGAGCCGCCAAAAAAUGCUACCUCGGUUGCUACUAUCUCUCAUCUUCGUAAGCUUCAUUCUCACACGUUCUCCUUCUAGGUAAACACUAAUAACCGCGGCGCAGUCUUUCAUUGGAUUUCCAGAAGCCGAACAAUCUUCAAUACACCAAUCCCAUGAACGAGAAUAGCACAAGCUUCCCUGACGACUACGCCCCUACAGAUUUCUGUUCACUCGUCCAACUAAACCACCUCCUGGAGACAAUUUCCGGGUCUCGUACCUCGACCCCUCCGGCUGCGGAUCCGCAUAUGGAAGCACUGAACGCAGAACUGAAUGCCCAAGUUUUCCAGAACGAACUACAAGAAUGGACACUCUCCGUGCCUGCAGAAAUCCAAAAUCUCCGUUCGUCAUAAUCUCUUAUACACAUACACCCAGCCGAAUUCUCACUGACAGUUGACAACUAGCAAACAUAGGCCUCUCCUCACGCUUCAUCCGCAUCUCAAUCUACAGCCACAACCUAGGCUUCCUCCGACGCUCCUACCGCACCCACCCCAAAACCACCACACACCCCCUAACCUCCCAUCUCCAACCCUGUCUCACCGCCUCCAAGAUCUACUUCGAAUACCUCCUCUCGCUGCCAUCCUCAUCCUACCACUCCUUCACAGUCGUCCAAUGGGGCAGCAUGAUCCAAGCGGUCAUCAUCCUCUCGCGCUUGACCUUCGUGAUGGCUCGUGUGCUAGGAUGGGAUGCGAACACGACGCGGACGAAUGUGCCGCUGGGGAUGUAUUUGGAGUGCUUGUGCUUUCGGUUUGUGCAGUUGUCUGGGACGAAGGUGGAGAGGAUUGAGGAUGCGGUGGAGCCGGAUGGGAUGUUCGUUUUUGGGAUGAUGUUGGGCAGUGUGAAGAGGGGGUAUGAGAAAAGGGUUGAGUUGAUUGAGGGUGGGGGGUUGGAUGGUGGGUUUUGUGAUUUUCAUUUUCCUCGUGACGUUCUUAGAGGGGUUUGGAUCCUCACUUCUUUCUUUAACCUUAUAUCUAAUGUUGCGCUCGCUAAUAAGCGAGUUCCUCCUUUCCACAUCCUACUUCCCCCACAAAAACCCACACCCCAACCAAAAUAAACCCCACUAACCACCUCUCCCCAGCAUCCCACAGCACCACACUGUCCAUCUCCCGCGGCCGCUGCCCCAUCUUCGACCCCACACUCUCCUCUCUCUUCAAACAGAAAGACACGCAUUUCCCCACCAACCUGUACCACUCCAACUUCUCAUUCCCAGAUACCACUUUAACGACUACCAGCCUGACGAAUUCCACGGCUUUCUCUGAGGAGGGAUAUGAUAUGAGUGUAUUUGAGGAAGGUACGGGUGGUGAGAGUAUAGGGAGGGGAAGGAAUGGAGAGAGGGGUGGUGGUGGGUAUUAUGAUAUCGUGAGUACCAACAUCUACACCCACUUACUCUACAACGCCUAA
Messenger RNA from Hymenoscyphus albidus, 2143 nucleotides. NCBI's taxonomy places the organism in Eukaryota, Fungi, Ascomycota, Leotiomycetes, Helotiales, Helotiaceae. The record is from the annotation of a GenBank genome assembly.